AUGAAACAAGGAGUUUUUAAUUGGCUCAGAAAUAUGGGAAUUAGAGGAUAUUUUGCAUUGGGAAUUGCUGAAUUCUCUUCUGGGGGAGUUCAUCUUUUAGCAGAAAUUAAAUUAGAAAAAUAUUUAAUUGCAAAUUCGAAAAUUCCUUUUCCAAUUCAUUUCCAUUCUCUUCAUCAUGAACUCUAUCGUUUUAUGCCUGGUAAGCAUUUUUCUAACUAAAAUGUAGAAUUGAUUUUGGAAUUAAUUGAGAUAAUAAAUGAUAAUUUUUUGUUUUUUUCUAAAUAAAUGUCUCAUGAUUACCAGAAUAUGUCUGUUGUGUAGAUAGAUUAAGGAUUUAUUUUUUGAUGGUACGACGGGCAGGCACUCUUCAUCUGAAUUAGUGUUGUACCCCGAACGCUCAGGGGCGGGUAUGUCGGGGUACGGGGUUUUCGAAUUGUUUCGG
This is a messenger RNA of Meloidogyne enterolobii, 442 nucleotides long. Lineage: Eukaryota; Metazoa; Nematoda; Chromadorea; Rhabditida; Meloidogynidae. The record is from the annotation of a GenBank genome assembly.